AUGCCCCAAAUGUUGCGUCAGUCCGCACGUACGCCCACCCGUGAUCCCAUUUGUAUACCCGUCCACCUCUGCUUCGCCCAGCACGCGGAGGAACUGUCAACACGAUCAGCAUCAGCCAAUGGCGACAGUGGGAAUGACUCCCUCAUCGGAUGUGAAGACUGGCUGCCGUUGCUGCCUAGUCGGGCAUCUCGCCACGAUGGCGAUAGUGGUAGCGGCGACCACGGCGUGGGGGACGCGCAGAGGGGAAGAGGGGAGGGGGGGGACUUGUCUUCGAGCCGCAGACGGGGUGCCGCCGUCGUUCAAGCGCUCAGGGCUGUUCUUGAAGAGGCGCACAUACGGCAGGUGGUGAGGCUUGCUGGCAUGUACCUGGAGGGAAACAUGAACGAGGCGGAAUGGUACCACCGCACGGGGGCGAUUCUACCGACGGGUGUAUCGAUGGAAUUGCUGGUGAAGAUCGGCGCGGCACACCCGUCCGAUACCUUCCGCCGGAAGCAGGCUAAGGCUGCCAUCCAGGACUAUGCCGAGGAGGAGAGGAGCACAGCCGAGGGGGGGUAUUGGAUGGACAGAGGGAUCAAGGACGCCCUGGAUCUAAACGCGAGGAACCGGCUGACGGAGACCCCGCUCAUCCUUGGCGCGCAAAACGCCUCCAUCGAGGUGGUGGCGGCACUCCUGGAGGAGCCGGACACGGACAUCGUAGCCGUGAACGAGGAUGGGUGUACGGCCCUGGUGCUAGCGGCCAUGCUCGACAAGACCGAGGUUGUCAAGGUGCUCGUCGCGGCGUACGUCGCAAGGGGACAGGGGGUCGACCACCGAACGGUGAACGGCUUCUCCGCUCUCCACUGGGCCGUAGUGCGAGGAAACUCGGACAUAGCCGUGGAUCUGGUAGAUGCGGGGGCAGCGAUAAACACCGGGUACGUGCAAGGCAAGGCGACCACGCCGCCUCCGCCGAUCUCGAUCAGGGAUCCAUGCGGGGUUGCCGUUGACGGUCUGCCCUGGUUGACCGACUGCCGCCAUGCGUCUUGCCGCGCGGUCAUGGGCAUUGCUCGCCUGCUCCUCCCCCGUUGA
Ectocarpus siliculosus is the source of this 1065-nucleotide messenger RNA. NCBI's taxonomy places the organism in Eukaryota, Phaeophyceae, Ectocarpales, Ectocarpaceae. The record is from the annotation of a GenBank genome assembly.